AUGACUCAAUAUGUUGAACAAAGUAUUAUUGAACACAUUGAUAAAUUUCCAAAAUAUAAGUCCCAUUACUAUAGAGCGCAGACAGACAGGAUGUAUUUACCACCGGAUAUGACUUUGUCGAAAAUGUACGAUUUAUAUUUAUCGGAUGCAAGCUCUGAUGAAUCAAGAAAGACAGUUUCAUUUGCAUCGUAUAAAAGAAUAUUCUGUACCAAAUUUAAUAUACAAAGGAAAAAGCCUCAGAAAGACACGUGUAAUAAGUGCGACCUAUUAGCAGUAAAAAUAAGAGAUACCACUUCACAAGAAACCAAAUUAAAUUUAGAGAAGGAAAGACAGCAGCACCAUAAAGAAGCUGAAGACGCACGUGCAAUGAAAAAACAAGAAAUCGCUUUGGCUAAGACUUAUGAUCAUAUUGAAACUCUGACUUUUGAUAUGGAAAAGACGCUCCCAAUGCCAAGAAUUCCAACCAACGUAGUGUUUUACAAGCGCCAACUGUGGCUAUACAACUGCGAUGUGCAUCCAGGAAAAACCGGUAAAGGGUUUUGUUACGUCUGGGUGGAAGGGAAAGCAGGCACGGGAGCACAAGAAGUAGGAUCCACUUUACGCAAACAUAUAUCUUUAAAUCUAGAUUCAAAAGUCAAAGAACUCAUUCUGUGGUUAGACUCUUGUGGUAGUCAGGACCGAAAUAUUAAGUUGACUCUGCUACUAUUUGUAGUAUUAUAA
Messenger RNA from Parnassius apollo (apollo), 720 nucleotides. The record is from the annotation of a GenBank genome assembly. NCBI's taxonomy places the organism in Eukaryota, Metazoa, Arthropoda, Insecta, Lepidoptera, Papilionidae.